Dendrobium catenatum is the source of this 751-nucleotide messenger RNA. Its product is annotated as transcription factor HY5. The coding region runs from base 134 to 595 and encodes 153 amino acids. Lineage: Eukaryota; Viridiplantae; Streptophyta; Magnoliopsida; Asparagales; Orchidaceae. Gene Ontology annotation, biological process: positive regulation of transcription by RNA polymerase II; response to far red light; response to red light. Gene Ontology annotation, molecular function: DNA-binding transcription factor activity, RNA polymerase II-specific. Gene Ontology annotation, cellular component: nucleus. The record is from RefSeq and is a predicted model, not a curated record. The transcript is spliced from 4 exons.
CUUGCGUGCCCGGAAGCAAUUUCCCAAAAAGGUAAAUGAAGCAAAAUAUAAAAUGAAUUAGUAUAGCGAAAUCUUCUCCUCUACUCACGCCGUUCCUUCGAGCCGAGCAAAGAGAUAGAGAGGGAGAGAGAGGAUGCAGCAAGAGCAAGCAACGAGUUCCAGAUCCUCCAGCUCUGGCUUGCGCCUGGAAAUCAAAGAAGGCAUGGAGAGCGACGAAGAGAUUCGGAGAGUACCAGACUUCGUCGCCGGCGAGCAGACGGGGCCGGCGGCUUCCGGAAGCCACGGCGGAGCGGCCGCUGCAGGUCCGUCGGUGGCCGGUCAAAGGAAGCGUGGAAGGAGUCCUGCGGAAAAAGAGCACAGGCGGUUGAAGAGGUUGCUGAGGAAUAGGGUAUCGGCGCAGCAGGCUAGAGAGAGAAAGAAGGCUUAUUUAAGCGAUUUGGAAGAGAAGGUGAAGGAGCUGGAGAGGAAGAACAUGGAGCUGGAGGAGAGGCUAUCCACAGUUCAAAACGAGAACCAAAUGCUAAGACAGAUUUUGAAGAACACAACGGUGAAUAGAAAAGGGUCGAGUUCUUCCAUUGGAGAAAGCCUUUCAUGAUCGAUGGGGAAGUUUGCGAGCAGAAGCCCAUAUUUAUUUUUUCUUUUUACUUUUGUUGUCUUUCACUUAGAUCCCAAACUUAACUUUUUCAUGUUGUUGUAAUUAAAACUUAGAAGCAAGAAAGUUGUUUACAAAAACUUUAUACUUACAAACUUC